AUGUCUUCUGUCAACGUCUGGAUUCACUUCAAAAAUUCAAGAACAAUUUAUAUUCUGCGUGAUAAAAUGAUUAUCAAGAAGCUUCCAACAGUUCUGCAAAAGUUAAACGAGCAUAAUAUCGACUGGGAAAAGACCGAUACUGUUCUCAAUCAGCCACCAGUGGAGAUUCCAUUUCCGGAAGUAACAGGCCGUUUUCUGUUUGAAUACCUCCCAAAAUACAUCGUACCACUCGAGUUCCGAGCAAUCGUCCUGUCAGAAUAUCCAGAGAUUCGAGGAGUUGAAACAGACUUUCUGGAUCAAGUUCUGGAACUUGCAAAGUAUAUGAAAUGUGAAGUGUUCCGAAGCGUGCUCCUGAAUUUGAGAAUGGUCAAAGUUCUUGUGAAGGAUUUGAUUUGUGAAGUGGCGGUUCUCUUCAAGGAUUCUGAGAAUCCAUCCAUCAUCAAGGAGCGUGAAAUCAUCGAAAAGAGUCCAGUUCUCAUGAAAGCCAUCGCGGGAAAGAAUCCGGAUUGGACGACGACUGACAUCAAAAUCAAUACUCCACUCGAUAUUCCAUUCCCAAAGGCGGCCGGAGAGUUCGUGUUUGACAAUCUGCUCAAGUACACGCCACCAGCUGAAAUGGAUUUUGAAAAGAAGCCAGAAGACUAUCCGGAGGCCAACGCGAAGAGUGUGGAUGAGUUGAAGCCGAUUCUCGAGUUGGCCAGUUACAUGGAGUGCGAGGGAUUCAUGAGAUGCAUCGAGUUCGUCAUUGGAAAGAAGUUGAACGAGAUGCCGAUCGACUAG
This is a messenger RNA of Caenorhabditis remanei, 780 nucleotides long. RefSeq lists its product as uncharacterized. The record is from RefSeq and is a predicted model, not a curated record. The transcript is spliced from 2 exons. Lineage: Eukaryota; Metazoa; Nematoda; Chromadorea; Rhabditida; Rhabditidae. The coding region runs from base 1 to 780 and encodes 259 amino acids.